Molecule: messenger RNA, 1887 nt
Organism: Pediculus humanus corporis (human body louse)
Lineage: Eukaryota; Metazoa; Arthropoda; Insecta; Psocodea; Pediculidae
Exons: 12
Coding region: 1-1887 (628 amino acids)
Molecular function (GO): protein binding
Source: RefSeq, a predicted model, not a curated record
AUGGCGGACAUUAGAGAGCGUAACGUAAAAGAUUCGAUACCAUCGACGGACGAAGAUGAAAUUUUAGAAGAAUUAGAAAGAAAUGAAGAAUUAACAGAAAAAGCCAAACAUUUAACAAAAAAUGAUUUAAAUAAAAUGAGAGUGAAUUCAAAACAAUCAUUUUCGGAUGAUGCACUCAUAAGACAGUGGAAAAUAAAUCAAAUACCUAAAUACGGACGUAGAGCGAGGACGAAACCUAUUUUAGAAAGGAAAAAUCAUAAAAAAUUCGAAUGCCUUUGCGAUAUCGAUAAAUCAUUUUCACGACAUUACAUACCUCAUUUUGGUGGGGGAAUCAAACGCGAAAAUGAAGAAUUUUUAACUCCUCAUUUUAUUGCUUAUUGGAAAAAUAUUCGAGAAGGGGUUACAGAAAUAGACGAAUGGAAAGAAGCUUGUAAACAUAAAGAAGAAGAAGAACCAAAAGCUGAAAAGGGUCUUUUAUUUCAUCCCCUACCUAAAUUUCCAGGUUAUUCAAAACGUGAUAUAAAAAAUUUCAGAGAACAACUCGUUUCAUCUUUUCGACCUUUAAAUUGUAGAGAAAUAAGAAGAUUUCGCAUACCAUUUUCCGAAGCACUUUAUUUAGAAUUACAAGAAGAUAGAUUUUUCGAUUCGGCAAAAUUUUUCAAAAGUUUAAUCAUACAAGAUUAUUUAGCGAGUAAUCGUAGUAAUUACGUACCCACAUUAACACGUCACAGAAAUAGAAUGCAAUAUUUAGUACAAUUUUUAAAACUAGCAGAAAAAUUUUCUAAAAGAAAAGAAUAUCAUAAGGAAGCAAUCGUUCUUCUCAAAAGUGGUAAAUAUUUUAAUGAUCAUAACGAUUCGUGGUGGUGGCUAUCGGAAGAAUUAUAUAAAAAAGCAGUUAAAGUCAGUCAAAAAAGUGUUAUAGACGGUGGAAAAUCAGAAGCCAUUUCAAGAUACAUAUUUGGAACAUUUUUACUCGAAUGCGUUAAUCUUGGACAACUCGCACAAGAACAAUUGUCCAGAGCUAAAGAAUUAUCCGAUGGUAAAGAUUGGAACGCAGAAUCGAUAUUGCAAAAAAAACAAGAACCUGUUUUUAAAGAAUGUUCUAAUUAUCUUUGUCAAGCAUUGAUAACGGCUAGUAAAGAAUUAAGAAAUAAUAAAAAACCAGAAGAUGCACUCCCACUCAUACACAGAUCGUAUAAAAUUUGUUUGGAAUCAAACGCACUACGAAACGACAUCAUUAUGGAAACCUAUUUCGAAUUGGGUAUGACGUAUAAAUCAUUAGGUUUGAUUGAAUGGGCAAAAGUUGCGUUUAAAAAAUUUAUCGAAAUUGCUAAAUUUCAAAACAUACCCAAAAGCAUAUGCGACGGUUAUCUUGAACUCGCUCUAUCCUAUCGAGGGGAAGAUGAUUUAUUACGUUGCCAUCAUUGUUUGGUCAAUUAUUUAGAAACUGCGAAAUUUCACGAAGAUGAAAAUUUAAUUGCGUUCGGAAAUCGUUACAUAGGAGAAUUUCAUUUAAACAACAAUGAUUUUCCCUCGUCUCAGGGAGAAACUCAAUUGGCCGAAGAAUUUUUAAGAAAUGCUUUCGAUUCUUAUAUGAAACAAUAUCGUGAAUGUUUAACGACGCCAUUGGCAUCUUGGAAACCAGAACAUUUCACGCUUCAACACGACGUCGAACUUACGAGAACUUUAAUCGGUUUGGCAAAAGAUUUAUUCGAAUCCGAUAUAAAAGAUUUACGACCGGAUGCUUUGUUGGACGAAAUUGAAGAAUUUUUAAAUACUUCGUUGAAUAAAAACGAUGCACGUUUACCGUAUCAGGCACCGUCGGAAGAAGCCGGUCCUAAAUCUGUGAGAUUUGCCGAUGGUGUCAAUGCCGAGGAAAAUGCGUAA